Messenger RNA from Impatiens glandulifera, 642 nucleotides. RefSeq lists its product as uncharacterized. The record is from RefSeq and is a predicted model, not a curated record. Bases 1 to 642 code for a protein of 213 amino acids. NCBI's taxonomy places the organism in Eukaryota, Viridiplantae, Streptophyta, Magnoliopsida, Ericales, Balsaminaceae. The transcript is spliced from 3 exons.
AUGGCAUGGUCUUUAAAGAAGAUUCUGAAAUUGAAAAAUAGUGUUGAUUCAAUCUUUGACAUUCGACUCGGGGAUGGACGAGGUACUCUCUUUUGGCAUGAUCCUUGGUUUGAGAGCCGACCACUUAUUGAUAGAGAAAAUUUUUUAGGGAUGAGGAUUAUGAGAGAUUGUGCGGCUUCCACGGUUAAAUAUAUACACGGUGGGCUUUGGAAUUCUAUUAUUAGGCGGGCUCCAAAGGGAAGAAAAGUACUUGAUCAUUUGAGUGGUAUCCAAUUGAACGAUAGGGCUGAUGUUCAUUUGUGGAAUGCUAAAGAGGAUGGAAAUCAUCCCGAUGCAUUGUUUUAUUCUUUGGUUGCUUUCCGUAGAAGACUUAGCACUCAGGGUCGAAUUCAAGUUUACAUGGACAUUUCGGAUGUUAGUUGCUUACUUUGUGAUGGAAAUUUGGAGACGAUUGAUUACUUACUCGGGGGCUGUCCAUUUACAAGGCAUGUGUGGAAUAAGUUCACUUCGACGAUGUCAGAGGCGUGGGAGGAGAUUAUGGCUGCUGCCCAAGAUAGAACUAAGAACUUGAAUGUGUUUGUCGGAUUCCUGCAUAUAGCUGGUGUUGAAGCCCACGAACCACUCGACUAUAGCUGCGUCUGA